Messenger RNA from Hylaeus volcanicus, 6045 nucleotides. RefSeq names its product zinc finger protein rotund-like. The transcript has 6 exons. Bases 1494 to 3386 code for a protein of 630 amino acids. NCBI's taxonomy places the organism in Eukaryota, Metazoa, Arthropoda, Insecta, Hymenoptera, Colletidae. The record is from RefSeq and is a predicted model, not a curated record.
GCACGGCCGAACGGGCGUUCGAAUCGCGACUCCCGCGUCAGUGCUGAAACCGCGUUCGCGGUCCACGGUUCACGAUUUCCGGACCCCGCCGGUUCUGUUUUUUCCUCACCCGGUGCACGGCAAGCAAAAAAAUUCACGCAAGAAGCAAGGACGGUCUCCAGGUUAUCCAGGAAGAGGACGUCGAACAGCGAACGUUUCGAGGGGCGGCCAUUAUCGAGUGUUCGAGAUCGCUCGUCACGGGAAGUCUGGCAACUAGAAAAAACGUAGCUUUUCCGAGGUGUUCGUUUUCCCGCCAGUUCUCGUCGCCGGUAAAAUGGCCGCGGUCGCGUCACCGUCAUCUCCGCGGACCUGGGCGUUCGAAUCACCUCGAAAGUAAAUCAAGACACGUUCAUCUCCGUCGCGACGAGACAGAAGACGAAGAGAAUCCACGCAGCUCUAGCUAUUUUUAUUAUGAAACUAGUGGACGACGUUGCACGGAGCGCCAACAAGGACGUGGCGGUGGUCUCGACACGGUGAGCUGUCGGGCAUAGAUUCCACGACGAGAGUUUCGCAUCGCGAAGUGAACGAUCAUGGAACGUCUACGGAGAGUCGCGGGAUCUGGCAAUUCGUGGGCGAGUGACGGUCGACGGCGACAGUAAGGAGUACGAUGAAUACGACGGAGCCGGUGGCCAGCCUGGAAACCCACCAGUAACGUGGUGCUGCACGUCAACUGAACUUUUACGUUCGUCGUGUCAGUGUUUAUUCAAUUAUCUCAAGUGCAGUUUUCAAGUGCAAUUACGCGAGAACGUGUAACAACACGGUGUGCAAUAAAGCAACGGUACGGAAACGAUUUCGGGGGAAUAGCGUCGAUUCGUCGCGGCGACGAGUAAGAAGAGCAAGGGAAGAGGGAGAGAGAAUAAUCUAGUCAGAAGAGAGACCCGUGAAACGGUUUAUAUUUUCAAGAAUAUUUCGUUUAUUCUCGCUGCCAGACAGACUCGAGGCUCGCGAACGAGAAUCACUGGGAGAAAAGGACGGACAGAGAAAACACGGCCGAAUCCGUGUUCACCCUUGACGGUGACUCUUGCUUGUUUACAUUACGCCGCGACUGUACCUGUCCUCGGUUGUAUUUGUGUGGCGCGUGCCAUCCAACUUCGACGCUCGUUCGAACGCUGCUCCGUUUACGUUUGUGUCGAGCUAGUGUUUGUUCGAACAUAGAUAGAUAUGCGAGUGUUUCGACGCGAGUGAGAUAUGCGGGGAAACGGGGACGAGACUGUCGACCGGGACGCGGUGAAUCUUCGAUACUAGCGAAGGAUUUUCGCGUGGACUCGUCGAGAGCUGAUCGACGUUUUGCGAAACGUUUUAGCCAGUCGGACGAGAAUCGGUGCCGGCUGUGCGACGCAAGUGAUAACCCAGUGACGCGUACGGGACCACGUGGCGCCCUCGGUGUCGAAAAAAAAAGGAUUUUUGAUUCGAGGAAGGAUUUUCGAGGAAUUCUCCCAACUGUCCAGUGAGAUAUGUAUCCGUGGUAUCGGGACAGCGUCGCGGCGGCGGCGGCAGCGGGUCUCGGGGGCCCCGUCGGAGUCGUCGGUUCCGGGUUCUGCUCCACCGGACCAGGACAAGCCGGCACCACGAUCAAGACCGAGAGCGGAUAUUCGGAUUGCAUGCUGGCCCUGGACUAUGUGCAGAGCAAGAAAGCCUCUUUCGCGUGGUCCGAGGGUGGUGAUGAGGGUGGCGGAGGAGGUGGCGGUGGAGGAGGAGGAGGCGGUGGUGGUGGCGGUGGUGGGGCUGGAACCGGAACCACAGGCCCUACGGCCGCUGGGGGAGGUGGACUGGCCCACUGGGUCAGCGUGAUGGCGGAACACAUCCACAAUCCCCACUCCGCUACAGGGGUUGGGGGUGUUCAUCAUCAGCAGCAAUCGCCACCUCAACCACCCUAUCCGUGGAACAAUGGUCUCUCCAGUGAUCAAUGCAACCCCCACGACAAGGAGAGCGACUACUGGGGCGGCGGCCGUGGCGCGAAACAAGGUUACGAGCACUUUCUGUUGCAGGCGAAAAUGAACGCGGACCACGGCCAGCUGCAGAAGGGAGAGGAUCAAUACCGAGGCGCCGGGGGAUCCAGCAGCGGAAGUCCGCCAGCGAGUUUGCUGGUGGUUCCUCAGCCUUUGACCGUGAAACCCUCUCAUCCGUCGCACCUGAACCCCCAUUUAGGCGGACCGCACUCUCAUCCACCCAGGAAGUACCAGUGCAAAAUGUGCCCCCAGAUCUUCGGUAGCAAGGCGGAUCUGCAGCUCCACACGCAGAUCCACAUGCGCGAGGCGAAGCCGUACAAGUGCACCCAGUGCUCGAAGGCGUUCGCGAACUCCUCGUACCUGUCGCAGCACACCAGGAUCCACCUGGGCAUCAAGCCGUACCGCUGCGAGAUUUGCCAGCGGAAGUUCACCCAACUGAGCCACCUACAGCAGCACAUCCGCACGCACACCGGCGACAAACCGUACAAGUGCCGGCAUCCAGGCUGCACGAAGGCGUUCAGCCAGCUGAGCAACCUACAGAGCCACUCCCGGUGCCACCAGACCGACAAGCCGUACAAGUGUAACUCUUGCUACAAGUGCUUCUCCGACGAGCCCAGCCUGCUCGAGCACAUACCGAAGCACAAGGAAUCGAAGCACCUUAAGACGCACAUCUGCCAGUACUGCGGCAAGAGUUACACCCAGGAGACCUACCUGGCGAAGCACAUGCAGAAGCACGCGGAGAGGACCGACAAGAGACCGCCCAUCAUCGGUACAGGGCUCAGGCCGUCCAUCCACGCGAUGGCCCACCACCAGGAUCACUACUGGCCGAAAGUGAGCCCGGACUCGGUGAUCAGCGAUCUCCACGAACGACUGCCCCACCAUCACACCGACUACCAUCAGAACCAGAACCCCGAGAUGCUGCUACCCGGCCACGGCCACCGCGGCGACUCCAUCGAGAACGACUCCAGGCAACAAACACCCCAGCCGGGCGCCAAUCAUCACCCCAACAGCAGCUCGGCGUUCACCCCGAUCUCCUCGAUCUCGAUAAACUCGAUCUCCUCCAUGCAGCACCCGUUGAACCCGUUGAACCACUUGCACUACCCGGGCAGCCAUCACCCAGCCUCCAGGCCGUACCUCUACGAAGCCUUCAACUCCACGCAAAAGUCCUCGCCAGCCUCGUCCUCGUCGGGCGUCACGCCUGGAACAACGACCAACCAGAACGCCACGUCGUUCCCCAACCAACUGAUCAGUCUACAUCAGAUCAGGAACUACGCGCACCAACCGAACUUGGGGAACCUCGGGAACCUCGGCAACCUGGGGAAUCUGAGCAACCUGAGCAACCUUAGCGCGUCGAUGGAGAGCCACGCUCUCCUCGGCGGGCUCAAGGAGAAACAGUAACUCCGGCUGGUCUUGGAGAUUAGGGGCGACUGCUAUUUCUCCUCGGUUUCUUCUUUCUUGGUGGCAUCCUCGUUCCUCCUGGACAGACCUGCGAUGAUUUUUAUCGAAGUGAGAGUGAGAAGUAACUAUUUGAAGUAAUUUAUUUGAAAGUAAUGAUACAGUCAGUCUCGUGGGAACUCGUACGCUCUGUGAAAGUGUUUGAAUUAAAUGAGGGGAUUACUAUCCAAGUAAGUUUUUCAUUAUAAAUGUUUACGUGGGUAAAGUUUAUUGUAGCGAAACAUUUAUUUGGAAAUGGUAAGCCUAUCGUUUAAUUUGAACACAUUUCUUUUAGGGUAGGAUGACUUAUUUGGGACUGACUGUAACGCCAUUUGAAAUAGUCGCUAUUUUAAAUGACGAGCUAUUUUUUUGUUUCAAUGGAAGAAAGAACCUUCGAAGUAAUAUCGUUAUUUGAGAGACUUUUAUCCGAGUUUGUCUAAUAUUGUAGACAAAAUGUGUUUACACGUUUAAAAUUAUCAACACGUUUCUUCUUAAUUUUUCAUAACAAACAUAGAUCCAUUCAAGAGUAUGAUUUUUUUUUUUUUUAACAAGAACUUUACGAUUAUUUCAAACAAUUACAAAAUCAAAUACAUUAUUUGACGUAAUAUUUCAAAUAAUGUUACUUCGAAAGUGCUCACAGGUGCAUACAUACAAUUAUUAGAUUUAGUAACAUCUUAUUUGAAACAACAUUUCAAAUACUAUCACUUCAGAAGUCCUCAGGUCUGCCCCUGGACAUCGUGCUCGAGACUGGACGCGAAAAGACGAAAGCACUAGUCGUUCGUCUUUCCCCUUGGUCGUCCAGGUGUCUCUCCACCUUCCGUUACCUUCUCCCGCGCCUAAACUACCCAGCUCUUCUCAGACCCGAUCCUAAGGACCAUUUUCGAACCUCCUCAAUUCGUUCCUGUUUAAUUUUUAAGCGCGGUGCCAGGGGGUGACUGCUCGCCAACCCUUUCGAAGUAACUCUCGAAUCAACCCUCUUUCCUAUUUUUUUUUUGUUUCGCUUAUUUUCAGUUUUAGUUUGGUCGAAGCGAUUUUUACGAGAGAAUUUUUAGUUCGUACAGAGUCGAAUUCGUUUCGAAGUCACGUCGUUUUUUCUUUUACGUUUUUAACCGGUCCCCUUUUAACCGCAACGCGAAAGGUCGAGGAAUCCCGUUUGAGUUCCCCGACGAUCGAGGGUACAGGUGGUGGCGAGGGGUCGAGAUCGGUUUCAGAAAAGGGAGCAUCGAUCUCGGAAUCGAACGCAAAUCGAUCGGUCGACUUUUAAUCGUUUUAGUGCUACCGGGCGUCCAUGCAUGAAGAGCAAAUAUUAGAAAGUCCGCUCGCCAAGCAGCGGUAUCGAUUCUACGGCUGCUGCUCGAUCGUCGCAGGCCCACGAAUCGGCGUGAUCGAUCGCGAUCGCUGGUCAGUCGCUGAUUAACUUUCACGUUUCGAAGUUAGUUGGAAAGUAACGAAUGAUUACUCGGUGUUACCGCGUUUCUUGGUAAUCAUCGAUGCUCCUGGAGCGAAUGGUCACCCUGGAGGGGAUGAUCCUGGCACCGAAACCCUUCAGACAUUAUUUUGGGGAACGUCGAGUUCCAAGCUUUCUUCGUCCUUUCCCUGACGAUCUCCUUAGGUUAAUUGCAAAGCUGAAAGCCUUUUUUGAUUCGUCGUCGAAUGGUCCCAUCGACGGUGUGAAUGCUUGGAUACUGUUUUCGAGUUGGUGGAGAUUUUAGUUCCUUUUUAAUGUCGUUUGUUCGAGAAUGCAUAGUCCCUGGAGGAGCUAUCGGGGUUGGAUCGUGGACAGCAUUCGUAUCUUAACGCUUUAUUUACCGAUCUAUUUAGAAACAAUUUACAAGAGAUAAAAGGAUUUUUUAGAUUAUAUAUAUUCUCUUUUGCAUUUUUGUGUCUGGAACAAAGGGACCCGCUUGGUUUUGGGAGAGGAGCUCCGGUUUUAAUCACUUUGUAGACUUUCAACGUGCAACCUUUGUUGCAAUGAUGUAGCUGGGGAAAAUUGUGUCCGAGGAGAUUGUUAGAGAUUAAUCUUUGGAUUCCAAACACGUUAUUAUUGCGUUGAACUAGUCAAAUUAAUCUUCCGAAACAGUAAUGACGGGUUCGUCGACGUAACUUUUAAACUUGAGGAUUUUAUCAUGGUCUGGAUCUUAAUUCUAGGUGUUAUCGAAAGUGAUCCACAGAGUCUACUAUAAGACAUUCCAUAGAGCCUACCGUAGAACAUUCCAUAGAAAUCAGAAUAAAUCCUCCCUUAUCAAGCAAGUCUGUCGACUUUACCCCGAGACCAAUCGCCACAAAGCUACCAAUCUCCUCCAGAGGACACCCCUUCGACAGAUUCCGCGUAAAACAUUGAAAGUCGCGAAUCGAUGGGACCGACGGCGUUAAUUCCGUUCUUUUCACGUUCCUGCCUCCUAGGAGCACUGUUCGUAAGGGAGAAUAGCAAAAGUCAGGAGAAAUCGUGCCGUGAAGUACAGCUAUUUUCCAAGGGGUGGCUCUCAUCCCUGUCGACGGGGGGUGGGCGCACCUUUCUGGGUCGAGUGGACGUUUCGCUCGCAACGGGAUAAUUAACGAAGAGUAUGAGAGCGCGAGACUCGCGUGUGCGUGUGUAUAUGUGUGUAUGUGUUUCGGUAGAGAG